This is a messenger RNA of Cyprinodon tularosa, 4301 nucleotides long. RefSeq names its product myosin IIIB (gene myo3b). NCBI's taxonomy places the organism in Eukaryota, Metazoa, Chordata, Actinopteri, Cyprinodontiformes, Cyprinodontidae. Bases 125 to 4192 code for a protein of 1355 amino acids. The transcript is spliced from 37 exons. Gene Ontology annotation, cellular component: myosin complex. Gene Ontology annotation, molecular function: protein binding; ATP binding; protein kinase activity. Gene Ontology annotation, biological process: protein phosphorylation. The record is from RefSeq and is a predicted model, not a curated record.
AUUCAGUGACUGUGGGAAACACCACUUGUUGCCUGUCCUCUUGAGGGAAGCAUUUGCUGUUGCUAUCCUUGUUGCUCUAGUAUGAUCACCGGAGACUCGUUCCUUGUAACUUUUCACAGUGCUGAUGAGUCAGAAGAACAUAACAUUCGCCAUGACAUCUCUGUAUGGACUGUUCCCCUACAAGUCCAGCAUGAUCGGGCUGGAGACCCUAGGAGAUCCCUCAGCAGAGUGGGACAUAGUGGAGACCAUUGGGAAAGGGACGUACGGCAAAGUCUACAAAGUGACCAACAAAAAGGAUGGGAGCCAGGCGGCAGUGAAGGUUCUAGACCCCAUCAACAAUUCAAGCAGCUCAAACAGAGAUGUAGAUGAGGAGAUAGAAGCAGAGUACAACAUCCUGAGGUCCCUGUCCAACCAUCCUAAUGUGGUGAAGUUUUAUGGCAUGUUUUAUAAGUCUGACAACUUAUCCGGUGGACAGCUCUGGCUGGUACUCGAGCUGUGCAACGGCGGCUCCAUCACAGAACUCAUCAAAAGCCUGAUCAUGCGCGGCCAGCGUCUGCAGGAGUCUGUCAUCUCGUACAUCUUGUACAGUGCCCUCUUGGGUCUGCAGCAUUUGCACAACAACCGGAUAAUCCAUCGUGACGUCAAAGGCAACAACAUCCUCCUUACAACUGAAGGGGGAGUCAAACUGGUUGACUUUGGUGUUUCAGCUCAACUGACCAGUGCACGGCUCCGGAGGAACACAUCAGUGGGGACGCCGUUUUGGAUGGCUCCUGAGGUCAUUGCUUGUGAGCAGCAGUACGACUCCUCGUAUGACGCCCGCUGUGAUGUGUGGUCUCUUGGCAUCACGGCCAUUGAGUUGGCUGAAGGAGACCCCCCACUGGCUGAGAUGCACCCAGUGAAAGCUCUAUUCAAAAUUCCUCGAAAUCCCUCGCCAACACUUCGAAAUCCUGAGCAGUGGUGCAGAGGUUUCAACUAUUUCAUCAGUCAGUGUUUGAUAAAGGACUUUGAGGCCCGUCCAUCUGUGACCCACUUAUUGGAGCACCCAUUCAUCAAACAAGUCCACGGCAAAUAUGUGGCCCUCAGUCAGCAAUUAGCAGAUCUUAUCCGAGAGCAGCAGGAAGUUGGUAACAAAACCAGAACCAGGCACAAGCGAAUCAAUACUCGUAAAACCUUGAUUAUAGAAAGCUGCCCUGAUGAUGAUCUGGUAAACCUGGAAUUUCUUGAUGAGGAGAUAAUAAUCAGCCAUCUCCAGAGGAGGUAUGAUGAGCUGCAGGUGUAUACUUACGUUGGUGACAUCCUCAUCGCUCUCAAUCCUUUUCAGAAUCUCAGCAUCUAUUCUCCUCAGUUUUCUAAGCUAUACCAUGGUGUAAAAAGAGCUGACAACCCUCCACACAUCUUUGCCACAGCAGAUGCAGCGUACCAAGGAAUGGUGACAUUCUGCAAAGACCAGUGCAUCAUCAUCAGUGGAGAGAGUGGAGCAGGAAAGACAGAAAGCGCUCAUUUGAUUGUUCAACAUCUCACCUUUUUAGGAAAGGCAAACAACAAGACUCUCCGGGAGAAAAUAUUGCAGGUCAACCCUCUUGUCGAAGCCUUCGGUAAUGCCUGCACAGCUAUAAAUGACAACUCCAGCCGCUUUGGUAAAUAUCUGGAGAUGAAGUUCACGCCAACUGGAGCGGUCAUCGGGGCCAAAAUCUCUGAAUAUUUGCUGGAGAAAUCAAGGGUCAUCAAACAAGCUGCGGGAGAAAAGAACUUUCACAUAUUUUACUACAUAUAUGCUGGACUUUACCACCAAUCCAAGCUGAAGACAUACAGGCUGCCAGACGGGACGCCUCCCCGGUACAUUGACAGCCAGCAGUGUAAAGUGAUGCAGGACAUCCUCUCAAGGAAACUGUACAAGGAGCAGUUUGAUGCAAUUCAAGAGUGUUUUAGAAAUAUUGGCUUCACAGAAGAAGAAGUCAACUCUGUUUACAGGAUUCUGUCAGGCAUUCUAAACACAGGCAAUAUUGAAUUUACUGCCAUCACAUCUCAUAACCACACAGAUAAGAGUGACGUUCCUAACUCAGAGGCCUUGGAAAACGCUGCGUCUCUGCUCAGCAUCGGCUCUGAGGAGCUUCAGGAGGCGCUGACAUCUCAGUGUGUGGUUACAAGAGGCGAGACCAUCAUCCGCACCAACACCGUCGACAAAGCCGCCGACGUCCGAGACGCCAUGUCCAAGGCCUUGUACGGACGCCUCUUUAGCUGGAUUGUCAACCGAAUCAACUCGCUGCUGCAGCCCGACAUGAAUAUCUGUGCUGCGGAAAGCUGCAUGAAUGUGGGAAUCCUGGACAUCUUUGGAUUUGAAAACUUCAAGAAGAACUCAUUUGAACAGUUGUGCAUCAACAUUGCAAAUGAGCAGAUCCAGUUUUAUUUCAACCAGCACAUUUUUGCUCUCGAACAGAUGGAAUACCAGAGCGAGGGAGUAGAUGCCAGCCUGGUGGAGUAUGAGGACAACAGGCCCAUUCUGGACAUGUUCCUGCAGAAGCCCAUGGGCCUGUUGUCCUUAAUGGAUGAGGAGAGUCGCUUCCCCCAGGCCACUGAUCAGACCCUUGUAGAUAAAUUUGAAGACAAUUUGCGGUGUAAAUAUUUUUGGAUACCUAAAUGCAUGGACCUUUGUUUUGGAAUACAGCAUUAUGCUGGAAAGGUGAUGUACAAUGUAAAUGGAUUUCUGGAAAAAAACCGGGACACUCUUCCUGCAGACAUUGUUUUGGUGUUGAGAACAUCGGAGAACAAACUACUACAGCAGCUGUUUUCCAGCCCUUUGACUAAAACAGGCAAUCUGGCGAUGUCCAGGGCUCGGGUCACUGCUGCCUCCAGAUCUCUGCCUCCUCAACUAAGCUCAGGACGCAGCAAGUCUCCAAAAUACCUACUGAAGGUGGACACCAUGGAGAUGAUGCGACACCCAGAAGAAACCACCAGCAUGAGAAGGCAAACUAUGGCAUCAUACUUCCGUUACUCCCUGAUGGACUUGCUUUCUAAGAUGGUGGUGGGCCAGCCACACUUUGUACGCUGCAUCAGACCCAAUGACGACAGGCAGGCGCUGCGCUUUUGCAAGGAGAGGGUGAUGGUGCAACUGCGCUACACUGGAAUCCUGGAGACGGCAAACAUCCGCAGACAGGGCUACUCCCACCGCAUCCAGUUUGAGGAUUUUGUCAACAGAUAUUAUUAUCUUGCAUUUCGAGCUCACCAGUUGCCUGAGACAAGCAGAGAAAAUGUAAUUGCCAUACUGGAACGGGCCAAACUACAGGGUGUGGUGCUGGGGAAGACAAAGGUAUUUUUGAAGUACUACCAUGUGGAGCAGCUGAACCUGCUGCUGCGGGAGGUGAUAGCUCGGGUGGUGGUGAUGCAAGCUUAUGCUAAAGGUUGGCUUGGUGCCCGCCGAUAUCGGAAAGUAAAGGAGAAGAGACACCGAGGAGCCAUCAUCAUCCAGUCAGCCUGGAGGGGCUACGCUGCACGGCAGAAACUCACGCAAAUAAAAAAGGAGCGAGAAGAAGCUGCAAUCCGCAUACAGUCAGUUUACAGGGGCCGUCAGGUACGUCAACAUCAUUGUCACCAGGAGCAGAACUGUCACAAUACGGCCAGAGGAUCAACCAACAGGGAAGAAAACAUAAGGUGCAGCCCAAAGAAUGUAGAGUCUCAUCCACAUGACCCAGCAGAAGGAGAUGUUGGCCGUGACAGCCAAGACAGACAAGUGAAAGACAUCAAGAGAGACAAAGGCAGAGGAGAAGACAGUGUAACGAAGCCUUGCAGGGAGACAGCCAGGCUGCGAGACGCGCAGUGUAAACAAGGCUCAGUGACGAAGCCGCAUCAGAGGACUUCUCGUCGCCGUGGCCAGCAGCCCAAGCAGCUCAACAGCCCUGAAGACAGCCUGUACUACAACCAACUAAAUAGAACUCUGGAUCACCAGGGGAGCAAGAGGAAGCCGAGAAAACUUGGUUUUCUCUUUUCUCACAUCACAGUCAAAUCAAAGUGUUGGACGGAGAGGACGAGUACUACAAAUUACUGUCGACUGUGGAGUCGAUCCCUGAGGAAGAGCACGCGACUGAACCCCACCCCACCCUUUCCAACGGGCCCCUUGUCAGUCAGCGCUGAGGCUCUGCAUCCGUGUCAGCCGGUCGCCUUGUUCUACAGCAGAACCGAAACCAACGACAUCUGAAGAUUAAACUACUUCUACAUUUUUAUUUAUUUAUAGAAGUACUUCUAUUUUAUAUGACCCAAAUAAAUAUGUUUAAGCAAUCCUGUUUUUGUGUUGUUCACACAUUUUU